UUUGCUGUUAAUAUGGAUUGUCUUGCAUGGAAGAACAAACUCCAGGUUGCAUGCAUUCUAACUGUCUACUUCACCCUGUCUUGCCCAAUUAUCCAGGGAGCUAAUAUAUUGGUUGUCCCAAUUGAUGGAAGUCACUGGCUCAAUAUGAGAAUUCUAAUCGAAGAACUGAAACUCCGCGGGCACAGCUUCACCGUGCUUUAUUUCUCAAAAUCAUGGUACAUCAAAGAGAGGCCUGAUCUAUAUCAAUCUGUCAUAAUUGAAAUGGAAGGGAUUGUUGGGAAAAAUAAUAGUGAAGAUGUUAUGCUUGAUAUGAUACAAAAGAUACUUGAAGCCUUACAAGAUGGUUGGACACCAUGGGGCUUUGUUAAGUUCCAAUAUGAAAUCAUGUAUUUUAUGCAUGCCUGUCACCACUGGGCUAUGGUGUUCAAUACUGCAAUUUUUGAAAACAGAAGUUUGUUAAAUCAACUUGAAAAUGAGCAUCUUGACUUAGUACUUACCGAUCCUGUAUUUGCUACAGGUCCAAUGCUUGCUUAUUAUUUAAAACUCCCUUUGGUAUAUAACGUUCGAUGGAUCACCUCUGGAGAAGCUCAGUUUCUUUCUGCCCCAUCACCAGCUUCCUAUGUCCCAAUUCCUGGCUCACAAUUGACAGACAAAAUGAGUUUUCUCCAAAGAACACAAAAUGUUAUCCUAAAUCUUGUUCAACUGGCAAUUUCAAAUUUUCUAACGUAUCCAAUUUACAACAAACUCUGCCAUCGUUAUCUAGGCCCAGACACAGAUAUCGAGACUGUUCUCCAAAGGGCAGAUGUGUGGCUAAUGAGAGUCGAUUUCAUAUUUGAAUUCCCGAGGCCCACCAUGCCAAAUAUUGUUUAUAUUGGAGGAUUCCAGUGUAAACCAUCCAAACCUCUGGAGGCAGAGUUUGAAGAGUUUGUUCAGUCCUCAGGCGAACAUGGGAUUAUUGUCAUAUCAAUGGGGACUUUAGUCAACUCUUUGCCAAUGCGUAUUACAAUGAAAAUAGCAGAGGGUCUUGCUCAAGUACCUCAGAAGGUUAUCUGGAGACAUGAUGGAAAGAUCCCUCCCAACAUUGGAAAUAAUACACUACUUGCAAAAUGGAUCCCUCAGAAUGAUCUACUAGGGCACCCGAAGACACGAGUCUUCAUUGCCCAUGGCGGCACCAAUGGGGUUUAUGAAGCCAUCUAUCAUGGGGUGCCAGUAGUUGGCAUACCUCUAUUUUAUGAUCAAUUUGAUAAUUUACUCAGACUUGAAAUCCGAGGUGCAGCAAAAGUUAUUAGCGUCACAACCAUGCAGUCAAUGGAUCUAUUGCAGGCAGUUAAUGAGGUUAUACAUAACACAUCAUAUCGGGAGAACAUGCAGAAACUCUCUGCUCUCCACAGAGACCAAUUUCAGUCUCCAAUGGAGAGAGCUAUUUUCUGGGUUGAGUACGUUGCCCGAAACAAGGGGGCAGCACAUUUGCGUUCAGCAUCUUACCAACUCCCCUGGUACGUUUACUAUUGUGUGGACGUGAUGAUCUUCCUGCUGUCACUGUUCCUCAUGGUUAUAGUGAUGACAGUCCUACUAUUAAAGAAACUUUGUAAUGUGGCUCGAAAGAGAAAAGAAAAAACUCAGUAAAAUUCAUCAUUUCAA
Molecule: messenger RNA, 1641 nt
Organism: Rhincodon typus (whale shark)
Lineage: Eukaryota; Metazoa; Chordata; Chondrichthyes; Orectolobiformes; Rhincodontidae
Product: UDP-glucuronosyltransferase 2A1-like
Exons: 1
Coding region: 13-1626 (537 amino acids)
Molecular function (GO): UDP-glycosyltransferase activity
Source: RefSeq, a predicted model, not a curated record